Messenger RNA from Closterium sp. Yama58-4, 3063 nucleotides. NCBI's taxonomy places the organism in Eukaryota, Viridiplantae, Streptophyta, Zygnematophyceae, Desmidiales, Closteriaceae. The record is from the annotation of a GenBank genome assembly.
AUGCGUUCCCAUUCUCAAAAUUUUCCGUGCGACUUUGUCUCCCCAACAUUUAAGCGCCUUGGGGGCAAAUUACCGUUCUUGCUCUUUAUCUUAGUCACCCUUUAUGCCACCUCGCCAGUACGACCCACCGAAGCGGUCAAAACUACACUUUACCGCCACGCGGCAGUUCCUGACGCGUUGCUUCGAUUACAGCAGGACGCACGAUCGCUUAUCGAGCUUCACGAGUCGUACUAUCAGCCGCAGCAGGCGCAGCGGCAAUCGAGCGGCAAUGCUUUUCACCAGCAGCCGCACCAUGGGGUAGGGCGGCAUUUGCUGCAGUCGGUUCUGUCGCCAGACGGCUCGACUGUGGUCAAUGAGACAGGCUCGGUUCUGGCAAAUGCGACGAUUCUGCUUGCGACGGAUCGCACGCGUCGCAUGAAUCCGAUUAACGAGUUUAAGUACUACAUCGGCGGGUGGAACCUGUCGUCUGACGACUACUGGGCCUCGGUCACCUUCUCCGUGGUGUACGCGCCGGUCAUCGGCUUCGCGUGGCUGCUGCUGGGAGUGGGCUUCGUGCUCUUCCUGGUCUCGCUCUUCCUCUUCUGCCGCGCGCGCUGGGACGAGAUGCGCGACCCCGCCGCGCACGUGUACUCGCCACAGAACAUCUCGUUAUUGCUAUACGCGCUCGUCGUCGGCAGCAUGAUUGUCAUCACGGGAUUCGGCUUGAUGAUUGCCGGGAGCGUGCAGCUGAACGACAGGCUGGGCGAAAUUGGCGACUACACGAUUAAGGUUACCAACGCGACGACGACGGCAGUGUACAACGUGGCGUCGGCGAUACAGGUCACCGCGGGCACGCGAAUCAACGAACAGCUCUUGCAGCCGGAGCAGCGGCUGCAGAUCUUCGAGUUCUCCAAGAGGGUGACGUCAGCGGCGCUGGAGCUAAACGACAAAAUAACGAAUAGCGACUCGGAGCUGCGAGACUUCGGGAAGAAAAUGUCCACCACUGUGUUUAUCGUGGGGUGCAUCGCCUUUGCUUUUGUGGUUCUCACUGUCGUGGCCGCCAUACUCCAGUGGGCCACCUUCUCUCACGUCAUGUGCACGCUCGUGUGGAUCACAGCCUUCGUCACCUGGUGCAUUGUGGCUGUCUUCCUCACCGUCGUAACCGUCAGCGCAGACACAGAAUCAGCGGUUAAGGAAGUCACGCUGUACCCAUCCCUCAAAACCGCAUUCCACCGCUGGGUACCGUGCCUUAACGAAACCAAGCUCGGGGACGCGGCUAGAUUCGCCCGCUUUGCUGCGUAUGACGUCAUCAGCUUCACCAACGGCAACAUUCAGGGCACCUACCCCAAGCUCUUCUCCCGGUUGAACGCGACAGCAGGCAUCUGCUCGCCCUUCGGCCCGGGCCCUGACUAUCUGUACAACGACACUGCCUGCCCGCCCAACUCCAUCUCCUUCCGCCAGUUGAAAGAUCUGCUCCCGGAGGUGACCUGUCCGGACUCAGGCUGUCCCAGGGGCAAGGACGGGAAGCCCCCAUUGGACAUGCUGCCGGCAGCAGUGGCGAAGGACGUGCGCCUCGCAUGGAUCUCCGUCGACCGACUGGACGGCUCCGUGCCGCUCGUGGCCGCCCUCUCCAACUGCUCGCACGUCUCUAGCGUUGCCAAGUAUGUAGGCGGGGCAGCAUCGGGGGUGCAGAGUGCAGCAGUGCUGCUGUGGACGGGAGCCAUGGUGCUGGCCGUGGGAGCAAUGGUGGUGGCUGUGGCAGCUCCUCUCUAUGUCUUCCGUGCCAUGCGCUGCCUGCCCGAUGGUGGCAAGGGUGCUGACAGUAUGUACAAGCAACAGGACGAUUCGGCCCUAUCCUCCGUCAUGGUGGGACCUCCAGUCCUAGCCUACGCCGCAGGCUCGGCGGCGACACAUCAUGCCUUGCAGUCCUCCCAACCCUAUCCCCAAAGCUCGUCCCAACCCUACCCCCAAAGCUCGUCCCAGCCCUAUCCUCCCCCACCCCCACCAUAUUCAUUCGCCCAAUACACAGCUCCACCCACCUCCGACCCUCUCGCACCUCCCGACCAAUCACACGCGCACACCCAAGCCCCAGAAACCCAGCCUUUGCCUCGGGAUGCCUCCAUGCCUCGAGACGAAUCGUUGCCGUACGACCCAUCCUUCCCACGCGAUUCCUCCCUUGUCAACGAUUCGUCCCAGUCGGCCCUCCUGCAACCUCAAGGCGAUGCGUCGGGGAGAAUAACUGCAUCAGCUCAACCGGGUAACACAGUGCAGGGAGGAGGGCGGAGUACCAUGGGGGCAACAGGUGGGAACAACAGUAGCCCGUAUAACCUGCCGACUGGGUUUGGCGCAAGCGGAUACGGUAGUAGCUAUGGGUAUACUGAGUUUAGGGCGAUUGAGUGUUGCACCACUUGGGUGCAUUCACUUUUGUAUGCAACUGCACAUGAUGUUGAGAAAUCGCCCGACCCCAUCUCGCUCGCCGUAAGCUCCGCGACGGGUCUCGCGGUUUUCGUCAGCCUCUUCACGUCCUACUUGAACCCCUGGGACGAGGACGACGACGCGCAGCAACACUGGCAUUUCCCGCCGAAGGAAUCCGCGGAGGCGCGUCGCGUCCGCUGGGCGAGCCACAUCCGGCAGAGAUUAAAGACACUCGUGCCGCCCGAGGAGCGCGUGCAGGGCAAGGCGCCGUGCACCGCGGAGCAGCUCAUUCGCGAGAUUCGCUCCGCGCCUGCUGGUGGAGUCGGGCCCUCCCCCCGCGCUCUGCGCCAUUCCGGAGGCGGAAGACGACACGGGGGAAGCGGACGGUGCCCCAAGCGAACGGGGGAAGAUGCGGAGGAAGCGGACGAAUGGGCCGAAUGCAACAGCGGCGUGGGCUCCGCGCUGCUGCGAAAAAACAGAGGGUUGAGCGGAAAAUCGCGCGGUUGCGCGCAACGCGGGCCCGCGGAGGAGUUUGUGGCGGCGGUGGCGGAGAUGGAGGGCGCGGACCCCGUGUUCGCGCUGGGCCCGCGGUACGCCACGCGGCGCGUAGUGCGGGAAGCACUAGCGCUUUUGUCGGAAGACUCCGCGGUUACGCCCAGCGAUGGCUGA